This is a messenger RNA of Alternaria rosae, 1350 nucleotides long. Its product is annotated as WD40-repeat-containing domain protein. Bases 255 to 1208 code for a protein of 317 amino acids. NCBI's taxonomy places the organism in Eukaryota, Fungi, Ascomycota, Dothideomycetes, Pleosporales, Pleosporaceae. The transcript is spliced from 5 exons. Gene Ontology annotation, cellular component: Cdc73/Paf1 complex. The record is from RefSeq and is a predicted model, not a curated record. Gene Ontology annotation, molecular function: protein binding.
AGAAAGUCAAUGGCAUGCCUAGUCGUGAAUUGGGAGCUGUCGGGCGCGGCGGGGUGUGAUUGGCGGUCAGACUAGGGGUCUUGCUGGUGUUUGGUGGGGCUGCAAGUGGGAUGGCGGCGGGACUGGUGACAUCGCGUUUUCGUGUUGCCCGUACUGACGACAUCGAGCUGGAAUUUAGCUCUCAGCUCCAAACACUGCGCAUGUUACGAUAGUCGCGCCCAAAAACAGGUCGGCGGAGCUGCAGAUAAUCCACUAUGUCGAAACAAUACCUCACCCUCCACACGGUCGACUCGGCGCAUCCCAAAGCAAGCGAUAUCUUCGCCGUAGCACCGACCAGCACCCAACUCCUCUCCGCCUCCGGCUCAAGCAGCAUCAACGUCUACGACACCACACAAGCCGAAUUCCCCGUAAUACAAACACUCGACAAGGCGCAUCCACUCGGCAUACACCACCUUGUCACCGCAAGAGAAGAGAAAGCUCGACGGGCUGCGAGUGCAGGCUUCGAGGGCAAGGUCAAGAUAUGGAGUCAGGGCGAAGAGGGUGUGUGGAGUGAGGAUGGGGAGAUUGUUGACCAGAAUAAACCCGGUGAGAUUUGGGCUAUUGCGCUGAGUGCAGAUGGCCAAUAUCUCGCGAGCACCAGUAUCAACGGCAAAAUCAACGUCUGGAGCCUCAACAAAGAAGAGGGUAUGCCCCGGAUACGCGAGUACGAAACAAAAGGCAGCUUCGGUCUAUCUGUGGAUUUGAGUCGCAACGGCACGUACACCGCUUCCGGCCACGAAAAUGGCUCUAUCUAUGUCUUCAACAACGAAACCGGACGCCUCGCGCACUCCCUCUCCGGCCUCGUCCACCCCGUCCGCGCCGUAUCCUUCUCCCCCGCCUCAAAACUACUAGCCGCAGGCGGUGACGCACGCAUCAUCGCCCUCUACGACGUCACAUCCGGCGAGCAGGUCGCAAACUUCACGGGUCACGGUGGGUGGGUGUUGAGUUUGGAUUGGAGUGACACGGGGGAGUAUUUGUUGAGUGGAUCCCACGACUCAAAAGCAAAAGUCUGGCGCAUAGAAACGCGGUCAUGUGUAGCCACGCAUUCCCACGGCGACAAACCGCUCUGGAGCGCAAAGUGGUUGCCUAAAGCGCCGGGCAAGAGUGAGAUGUUUGCGUUGGCGGGUGGGAAUAACUCGAUUAGCUUUUACCGUGAGGCUGCUGGUUGAAGGAAAGGGGUGCAGAAGGUGACCGUGUAUGUGCUGAAGCAGAUGCAAGGAGCUGAGAGAGGAAAGAAAAAUCUUGGAGAUGGCGGCGUGAUGUUAAGAUUCUGGAGAGUUUCGUGGGAGCAGCAUGAGAGAGCUGGCAAGG